ACAAUAAAUCUAUAAUAAUUAAUUUAUUGUAAAUUUGAAUAUUUUUUUCAAUAUGAUUAAUUAAUUAAAAAUAAAUGUGUGAUUAAUGAUAUAAUUUAUUUGUGAUGACGAUUUCUAUAUUGGAUCCAAGUAUUACAGGUAUUGCUAUUGCUACGCUCCUGCCGAAAAUACCGUUAUAUUCGACAGAGCGUUGAACUACAAAUGAUUCGAACCAGUAUAGUGAAGACAUCUGCGAUAUUUUUUAAAACGGUACUGACAAAACAGUCGUAUUUUUGUAGUUUUACAAGAAAAAUAAUCAUAUUGAAUUAAUUAGUUACAAACAUAGUGAUACAUAAAAAAUUGUUAUUGUUGAGUGUAAGAAUAAUGAAAAACUGACGAUGAUAACGAUAGCUUGCAAAUGGUAUAAACGAAGUUAGUAUAUGUAGUGCAAUUGUGAGACGACAGUGUUUCUUACUUCGAUAAUGCGCAUUUAACUAUUUUUAAUUAACUGUAACGAACUAGAAAACGAAACAAAAAUAGCAAAUAAAUUUGUGACAUAUCGACUUUUAGAAGAAAAUGUAUAGUACAAUGCGCGAUAUAUAAUUAAAUUUCACAAUGAAAGAAAUAAAAAUGGAAUUAAAAAAUGGACAUUUCAUGGAGAAGAAUAAAAAAUCAAUAAAGAAACAAAAAUCGACAUUUUGGGCCUAUGUACUGUGGUUAAUUGGUGGUUUAGUUGGCGCGCAUCAUAUAUACUUGGAAAGAGAUGCACAAGCUUUUGUAUAUUUUAGCACUUUUGGUGGAUACUUUGGUAUCGGAUGGCUUCGAGACAUCUAUAGAAUUCCUUCAUAUGUGCGCGAUGUAAACGAGGAUCCCAGUUUUAUAAAUGAUUUUAAACAAAAAGUUAGAAAUAAUCGUAAGCCGCCAUUCUCUACAGUGCGAUUUGUUACUGAAAAUGCUGUUGCAUAUUUAUGGGCUGAAAUAUUUCGCAAUGCCAUUCCAGGAGACGAAAUAUAUGGAAUUAAUUUUAGACAUUUACUAAUUUUAACGCCUUUAGUUGUUGCUUUAGGUGUUUGGACGAUCGGAAAUAUUGGCAGGGAACAAGGUUCCAUAUGGAUUGCUCUUUGCUCGGCAUAUUUAUUGUAUCCAACGCUAACCUACAUCGGAGAUGACAACAUGUGGGUAUUUCUGAUGGUCGUUGCUGCUAGUUUAAGUUUCGAUACAUUCAGCAAGCAAUGGAGACUAAAGCCAAGGAAGAGAAAAAACAUCAUUCAAAGAAUCUUUUAUCUCGGUUUAGCUGCUGCACUUUACACAUUUUUACUAGGAUCAUAUCUAUACUUUAAUGCUGUUGUUACCGAUAGCGAGGGCGAAGAGAUCAAAUUAUCGGAAGCUAUUCAACACUUUUUAACGUCUCCUAUAUGGCUUGAUCUUAAGGCGAGUCUCGAAGCAACAUGGAAUCAAGCGAAACAUCAAGGUUUCUGGGCAACAUGGGCACAAUUGAUAGAUCUUACGGAUCCUCGAGGAGAAAUAAACGCUUACAAGAUUUUAGGUCUUUCCCAAACGGCCACGCAAGCCGAAGUGACGUCCCGUUGGAGAGCACUCUCGAGGGAUAAUCAUCCGGACAAGAUAAAGGGCACUGAAGAAGAAAGGAGACAAGCUCAAGAGAAAUUUAUGGAAAUUCAGCAGGCAUACGAGAUUCUUUCAAAAGCAAAGAAUCGUAGACAACGUCGAAAUAGAAAAUCGGAUGAAUCGUAAUCAAUAAAUCUGUGCUCAAUAAUUUCGAAAUACACAGUAU
This is a messenger RNA of Apis laboriosa (Himalayan honeybee), 1771 nucleotides long. RefSeq names its product dnaJ homolog subfamily C member 22 (gene wus). Lineage: Eukaryota; Metazoa; Arthropoda; Insecta; Hymenoptera; Apidae. Gene Ontology annotation, cellular component: early endosome; plasma membrane. The coding region runs from base 595 to 1731 and encodes 378 amino acids. The transcript is spliced from 5 exons. The record is from RefSeq and is a predicted model, not a curated record. Gene Ontology annotation, biological process: endocytosis.